AUGAAGGCGGGGGCAAGGCGGAGGGAGGCCCGUCGUGCUUUCCCAGGGGUCGGUCCACGGGAGAGGCUGUGGCUGCGGCACGGCGCAGUGCGGCACGGCACGGCGCAGAAUGGUGCUGCAUGGCUCGGUGCAGCGCAGCACGACGGCGGCUCGGAGGCGGCGCCGAGCCCUGCGCGCCCGGGCGCUCUUGCUGCGGCUGCGGCCACCGGGGAGGGCGGCCCCACGCCGGUGCCCCAGCUCCUCCCGGCCGGCACGGCCCCGGGCCCCGCACCGGUGGAGACCGUCGGGCGCGCGCGCAGCGAUGCCCACCCGGCGCCCACCGCCGCCCCCGAUGCAAACCCAACCGUGCCCAGCAGGAAGAAGCCGCCCACGGUGAAGCAAGUCAAUGCAGCGAGGAAGCACCCGAGGCCCAAACCCACGGUGCCGGGGCCGCCCGUGGCCGCCGCGCAGGCCAGCCCGGCACCGCCGGCCUCCCCAGAGGAGCCGCGCACGCCGGCGGGCACCGUGGCCGGGGCGGGUGGCGUGAAGGCAGCUCCGGCUGAGCCACUGCGGGAACACGGCGGCGGGGCCACCGCCAGCGCCGCGGUGCUGCAGAUCUCGCCGUCCCCCCGGGGCGCGGGAGCAAACCUGCCGGCGGAGCCGGCGGUCCCCGGCCGCACCGCCCUCGACGGGACGAGCGGCGCCGAGAGCGGGAUGAAUGGCUCCGCGUGGGACGAGAGCCAGGAGACCACCACAUCCACCAUCGUGACCACCACGGUGACAACCACGGAGCCCGCCCCGGUUCUUUGUAGCAUGAGCUUCUACGAGCCCGAGGGCUUCAUCGACUCCACCGACUACCCGCCGCUGCCGCGCCACAGCUACCUGGAGUGCACCUACAACAUCACCGUCUACACCGGCUACGGCGUCGAGCUCCAGGUCAAGAGCGUGAACCUGUCGGACGGCGAGGUGCUCUCCAUCCGCGGCGCGGACGAGGACGCCCUGGUGGUGCUUGCCAACCAGACGCUGCUGGUGGAGGGCCAGGUGAUUCGCAGCCCCACGAACACCAUCUCCGUCUACUUCCGCACGUUCCCGGACGAGGCGCCGGGCACCUUCCAGCUGCACUACCAGGUGUUCAUGCUGAGCUGCAACUUUCCGCGGAGACCUGACUUCGGCGACGUCACCGUGAUGGAUCUGCACUCGGGUGGCAUCGCUCAUUUUCACUGUCACCUGGGAUAUGAGCUGCAAGGUCCCAAGGUGCUAACGUGCAUCAACGCAUCCAGACCCCACUGGAGCAGCCCAGAACCAAUCUGUUCAGCGCCCUGCGGCGGGACGGUGCACAACGCCACGAUCGGCCGCGUCCUGUCGCCCAGCUACCCCGGGAACCAGACCGGCGGCGUGGCCUGCGUGUGGACCAUCGAGGCCCCCCGGGGCCAGAAGCUCCACCUGCACUUCGAGAAGCUCCUGCUGGACGAGAAGGACAGGAUGGUGGUGUACGGCGGGGACACGAACCGCUCGGCCGUGCUCUACGACUCGCUGCGCGCCGACAGCGUGCCCUUCGAGGGGGUCAUCAGCGACGGCUCCUCCAUCAGGAUCGACUUCGUGGCGCCCGAGCCCGCCGCCGCCACGGCCUUCAACAUCCGCUUCGAAGCCUUCGAGCGGGGCCACUGCUACGAGCCCUACAUUCAGAACGGGAAUUUCACCACCUCCGACCCCACCUACAACCUGGGCACCACCGUGGAGUUCACCUGUGACCCGGGGCACUCCCUGGAGCAGGGCCCCGCCGUCAUCGAGUGCGUCAACAUGCGGGACCCGUACUGGAACGACACCGAGCCGCUGUGCCGAGCCAUGUGCGGCGGGGAGCUGAGCGCCGUGGCCGGGGUGAUCCUGUCCCCCAACUGGCCGGAGCCCUACAUGGAGGGAGAGGACUGCGUCUGGAGGGUCCACGUCGGCGAGGAGAAGCGGCUUUUCCUGGACAUCCAGCUCCUGAACAUCACCAACAGCGACAUCCUCACCAUCUACGACGGGGACGAGCUCACCGCCCGCAUCCUGGGGCAGUUCGUGGGCAGCAGCGGUCCCCAGAAGCUCUAUUCCUCCAGCCCCGACCUGACCAUCCAGUUCCACUCGGACCCGGCCGGGCUCAUCUUCGGGAAGGGGCAAGGAUUCAUCAUGAACUACAUAGAGGUGUCCCGCAAUGACUCCUGCUCGGACCUGCCCGAGAUCCAGAACGGCUGGAAGACCACGUCGCACACGGAGCUGGUGCGAGGGGCCAAGAUCACCUACCAGUGCGACCCGGGCUACGACAUCGUGGGCAGCGACACGCUCACCUGCCAGUGGGACCUCAGCUGGAGCAGCGACCCUCCCUUCUGCGAAAAGAUUAUGUACUGCACGGACCCGGGGGAAGUGGAGCACUCCACGCGCCUCAUCUCCGACCUGGUGCUGCUGGUGGGCACCACCAUUCAGUACACGUGCAACCCGGGCUUCGUGCUGGAGGGCAGCUCCCUGCUGACCUGCUACAGCCGCGAGACGGGGACGCCCAUCUGGACCUCGCGGCUCCCGCACUGCGUCUCGGAAGAGUCCCUGGCCUGCGAUAACCCAGGACUGCCGGAAAACGGCUACCAAAUCCUCUACAAACGCCUCUACCUGCCAGGAGAGUCCCUGACCUUCAUGUGCUACGAAGGCUUCGAGCUCAUGGGGGAGGUGACCAUCAAGUGCAUCCUGGGGCAGCCGUCCCACUGGAGCGGGCCGCUGCCCAUCUGCAAAGUGAAUCAGGACAGCUUCGAACAUGCUCUGGAAGUAGCAGAAGCCGCUGCAGAGACAUCGCUCGAGGGGGGCAAUAUGGCCUUAGCCAUAUUCAUCCCGGUGCUGAUCAUCUCCUUGCUGCUGGGGGGAGCGUACAUCUAUAUCACGAGGUGCAGGUACAACUCCAGCCUCCGCCUACCCCUCAUGUACUCGCACCCGUACAGCCAGAUCACGGUGGAAACGGAGUUUGACAACCCGAUCUACGAGACAGGGGAAACGCGAGAAUACGAAGUUUCGAUAUAA
Molecule: messenger RNA, 3021 nt
Organism: Rhea pennata
Lineage: Eukaryota; Metazoa; Chordata; Aves; Rheiformes; Rheidae
Gene: SEZ6L
Product: seizure related 6 homolog like
Exons: 17
Coding region: 1-3021 (1006 amino acids)
Biological process (GO): regulation of protein kinase C signaling; synapse maturation
Cellular component (GO): endoplasmic reticulum; neuronal cell body
Source: RefSeq, a predicted model, not a curated record